CGAAAAAUACCUUUGAUUUUGACACGUCUCUGGAUUCUCCUGUCCUGGCUGAUUUGUCCAGCUUCUUUUUGUCUAAAAAAUAAAAUAAUCGUCCGCCCUCCGACCACACCCACAGAGAGAAGAAUGACGUCCUUGGGAGGAGUAAUUUCCAAGUUUAUGGGGGAGUAUGAUUCCAAAACGCCGAAAAGGUUGAAGAUUGUGGACGCCUAUCUUUUCUACAUCCUCCUCACCGGCAUUAUCCAGUUUGUUUACUGUUGUCUCGUGGGGACGUUUCCCUUCAACUCUUUCCUCUCCGGGUUCAUCUCUUCAGUCGCCUCCUUCGUCCUGGCUGUUUGUCUUCGGAUUCAAGUCAACCCGGAGAAUAAGAGUUUGUUCCUCGAUAUCAGUCAAGAACGAGCUUUUGCUGAUUUCGUCAUUGCCCACUUGCUCCUCCACUUGGUCGUCGUCAACUUUAUUGGAUAAGCCUAAUAGUCUAUUUAAUCCCUUCCUUGUAUUUCUAUUUAUACAUGAAUGAGUAUGAGGACUAUUAUCUAACUCAUUCCACAUUGUUAACACAUUAAAUUCAUAUUUUUCAAUUCUCCAGCAUGGUUAUUGUUAAAGCUAGUUGUUAUAUGAGCGGUGCGAAUUACCAAAAAAAAGUUUUAAUAAAUUGGAGAUGUAUGGUUCGGUA
This is a messenger RNA of Folsomia candida, 670 nucleotides long. It is a transcript of the gene Dad1, whose product is annotated as dolichyl-diphosphooligosaccharide--protein glycosyltransferase subunit DAD1. Gene Ontology annotation, cellular component: oligosaccharyltransferase complex; membrane. Gene Ontology annotation, biological process: protein N-linked glycosylation. The record is from RefSeq and is a predicted model, not a curated record. The transcript has 2 exons. Lineage: Eukaryota; Metazoa; Arthropoda; Collembola; Entomobryomorpha; Isotomidae. The coding region runs from base 124 to 462 and encodes 112 amino acids.